Molecule: messenger RNA, 450 nt
Organism: Sodiomyces alkalinus F11
Lineage: Eukaryota; Fungi; Ascomycota; Sordariomycetes; Glomerellales; Plectosphaerellaceae
Exons: 5
Coding region: 1-450 (149 amino acids)
Source: RefSeq, a predicted model, not a curated record
AUGGCGAUGGUGGUCCAUAUGGUCAUGGAAGCGGAAACCGCGGAGAUGUAUAAAUGGUUGCUGUUGGGCACCCCAACAGAUACCGUAUGCAGUAGCUCCGACACUCCAGGGAAAUUGCAUCCUUCGGAGAACUUUGUUCUGGCAGGUACGAACGUAGGUAUCUGCCCGUCUCCUUCCCGCGACGCGACACAAGACGCGUCGUCCCCACAUUCGGCCGUACCAUUCAACACUUCCGUCCCACAACGAGGUGUGGAAAAGCACAAUCGCACUGUCCCCCACUCGUCCCCUCUCUUGUCCUUGCUCGUCAGCAACGGGAACUCGCAAUGCAACAACUGCCAUUUUGCAGCAUACGAAGUGCCUGCCCGGACGAACUGUCCCAUUUUCCAAAUUCCCUCCCCCCUUGCGCAAGCCCGCCGCCAGAAGGCAGUGGCCUUCCACUUCAACGACUGA